GAAGUAGAAUUGGAACGACCAAUUUCUCCACCCAGAAUCCAUCCCAUCAAACCUCCUCUUUUUUCCUGCAAAUCAUUCUAUUCAAACGGAACAAUGCCUCGUACAUUCAUUGCAAAGAUCCUUCGCAGUGCGCCCCGCCAAUGUGGCACCUCUCGAAAUUUCCUUUCACGCGGUCGAGCAUUUCCAACCGUUCGAUCAAGUGUUGUGUAUCAAACCUUCCGCCCUAUCACAACUUCGAACAAAGUAGGCAAAGGUCUGUCUCCGGAAUCCGAGAACCCUAAACCUAAGAUACUGGAAAGCAAUCCAGAACCAAAACAAGCUGCUGAGCUCAGUCAAGAACAAUACAAUGACUUAUCGGAUAAGUACAUGGACAUGAUGGUUGAGAAGUUGGAGGAGUUACAAGAGGAGAGGGAAGACGUUGAUGUCGAAUACAGCGCUGGAGUUCUUACACUCUCAUUUCCACCCAUCGGCACCUAUGUCAUCAACAAGCAGCCACCAAAUAAACAAAUUUGGCUUUCUUCUCCCACAUCCGGGCCAAAGCGCUACGAUUUCGUGAUUACGAGCGAGGGUCAAGAUUCGAAAGAGGGCACAGGAUCAGGAGAGUGGAUAUACUUGAGAGAUGGGUCGUCAUUGAAUGAACUGCUGUUGAAUGAGGUCGGCGUCGACCUAUCGAGUUCAUACACUCCCGAUAUUCAAGGAGAUGAGUGAUUGCCUUAUGCAUUCGAGACAGAUCCAGGGAUAGAUCUCGCGAACAUUUCUUGCAAAUGGUAGGCUUUAAAUCGGACAUCAACUUGGCGUUUACUGGCAGUGGCAUUUUUACGACUCGAGAAUCAUGAAUAUAGGGAACCAAUGAGACA
Botrytis cinerea B05.10 is the source of this 857-nucleotide messenger RNA. It is a transcript of the gene Bcyfh1, whose product is annotated as Bcyfh1. Gene Ontology annotation, molecular function: ferroxidase activity; iron chaperone activity; ferrous iron binding. The record is from RefSeq and is a predicted model, not a curated record. The coding region runs from base 94 to 708 and encodes 204 amino acids. Gene Ontology annotation, cellular component: mitochondrion. The transcript is spliced from 2 exons. Lineage: Eukaryota; Fungi; Ascomycota; Leotiomycetes; Helotiales; Sclerotiniaceae. Gene Ontology annotation, biological process: intracellular iron ion homeostasis; iron incorporation into metallo-sulfur cluster.